GAAAUUUAUCUUAUUAACGUCUGGAGCAGAGUUGGCGGCCUUUGGGGUUAAACUCGCCGUUACGGGACAGACAACAAAGCGCAGCGCACUAACGCUGUGUUACCGCUAGUUAGCCGCUAAGUUAGCUGGCUCGGCUAGUCGGGGCGAGCAUCAUUGUUCACUGGAGUUGCAUGGGCCAUUUGUUAUGGGUCAUGCCUGUGCGUCGCUCCAUCAGUUACGAUCGGUUGAGUGUCCAGGAAAUAAGCUAACGACUUGGAGAAAACGUAUAAAAUUAGCUCAAUUUCCUUUUAUUAUCGGGCACAAACCAGCUUUCGUCCUUGAUAAUUUCACAUGUUGUAGUUUUUACUUGUUUGAAAUAUGCCUUUAAUUUGAAAUAUUCCAAUUAAACUGAAUUAAGUAUUAAACACUAAUUGUAGUCUUAUACUAAUAAAAACGGGGACGUUUCUCGUGUUGUGUAGCUGUUUUUGCUUCAUAUGUUCGCAGUUUGGCGUCCGUCAGGGCAGAUCCGCUGCUGUUAUUGCAUGGCCAUAUUAAUUAUUGCCUGAUCCUGCAUCACAAAGAAGGGCCCCGCAAGACUGCUUAGCCAAAUGGUUAGCUGGGUUGCUAAUUUCACAAUGAGCAAGCGUGGUAGUUUAUAUAAAUACACACUGGGUAGCUUUCAGUUUGUCUGCUGAAAUACAUCAAUGAAAGUUUAAGUUAUCAGAGUAAAUAAAGUGUUAUUUAAUGUUUAUCCAACGUUAUGUUUGUGCUAGCUGAGUUGCUGCUAACGCUCCAUCAGAGCUGAAGGCAUUUGGGCAGCAGACACACUGAUGGAUGGGUCGCUCGUGUUGCCAAAAGAUGAUUGCAAAACGUUUAAUUUUGAUUUAUGAUCACUACUGAUAAAACGCUAAUGAAAAUGUUACUGCAAAGAGACAUAUUACCAUCAAUCUCAAACAUUUUUGUUGAUCUUUAACAUUUGUUUUAACCUCUUUCAAAUGCAUGCAUUAAACGUCUCAUUGCAUUCAUGCAUUGGCUACAUGAGAAUAUCCUGGUUAUGGGUUGCAUUUAUCUCAUACUAGAUUAACUUGCAUAAAUUCAACUUUAAGAUUUAUUGGUCUGUUGGUUGAGAUGAACCAGAAAAAACAGGUCUCUUAACUGUAAACACAUUUCAUAAUCAUUUUAAUUAUUUCCCCUUAUUUAUUAAAAAAAAAAAAAAAAAAAAAAGAGCUUAAUUGGACAUAUUUCUGUGACUAUUGGUUUUUCCGGUCGGAGGUUUGAGCAGAGCUUAAGCACAUCAUCUUCCUGCAUCCUCUUCAUGUGAUUUUGGUUAAUCCCACCUGAAUGGAGAAUGAGCAACACAAGCUGUUUAUCUACACUGAGCAUUGAUUGGCAUUAAUGACAUAAAUUUAAACACAAAACCAGACAAUAUGGGCUCAUCAGAAAAGGACUUGGAGGUAAUUUGUUUGAUUUAAUCAAAAAUGAUAAAGAAAAUAAAUAAAUAAUUAAAAAAUAAAUAAAUAAAUCAGUGUUUGGAAAGACAACUGCAGUAAAACAUGCAAAAUCAGCCUUUCGCAACAUAAAUGUAGAAAGAAUAAGCUCUUUGUGUCCUGUGUUCAACAUGGCUAAAUCCUUCCUCUUACAAAAGUCUGUCUGUUAUUAUAGUUAUGUUAUUAGGCUUAUAUUGUAACGGCGGCAUAAAAGGAUCAGCAAAAGACAAUUAAAUUGUUAACUGUAACUAUUUAUGUGACAAUCAUCAAAUUAAAUUUCAUGAUUGUAUUGCUUCCAGCUGCGUUCCAGAUCUGAUCAAAAUGGAGUUAGGACUUGAAUCCUUAAUGCUAACAUGUCUAUAACAGCACUAAUUCAGAUCUAUAACCGGACAAACACUAGAUUUGUUUAUGUGGCAGCUACACAAGUACACAAACAGUCAUUCUAGUACAGUCUGUGUGCACUCUCAUUGGCAGAUAAGCUGAUGCAAAUAGGAUGACUGGGUCAGACAGGUCCAUCAAAAAGAUUAACACACAACUUCAAUCCUGUCAUUGCUUGUCUGUUGUGUCUGGGACUGCAGUCGAUUUGACCUUUUUGGCCUCAAAAUGCCAAACAUGCAUACUGUAAUCAUCCAGAGGGAGUUUUGUGCUCUGUUUCUCCACCUUGUUUCCAUGUGUUCCAGACUGUAACCCUUUGUUGACCCACAAACCAUCAGUUUAAUCCGACUAAGCGCCUGGUUGUGAGAUCAGAGGCUGUGACACUGAUUCCUGAGACCAAGCUUAACUGGCUCAUAACUGUUGUCUGUUGACGAUUAUUUGUUUGUGUCCCCACAGGGUGAUUGUAAGUUAUAAAAUCUCUUUAAGUCGUGGUGCUAAGUAUUUUCACAGUUAUAAACAUUGCCUGCUGCCAUUAUGUCCCUCACAGGAUAACACUGAUUUCCACCCCAUAGUUUUCCUGCCCACCAGCCUUCACCAUGAGCAUCAUUCAAGACAAGCUAGGGAAUGAAUUCCUGCGCUCCAACGGGAGCGUAGACUCUAAUUUUGGAGCCGGCAUGAUCAUGUUCAGCCAUCUCCCCCCGGUGACCAGCUUCACCCGGCUCCACACGGUCAUGCAGGACCUUCCACCACAAGAAAUGAUCCUAAAGAAGGAGCGUGACUCUCCUGACUGCAGCAUGGGUACGCAGGGUGUCAACCUGGGAUGUGCUGGGGUGGCAGACUAUGUUCACAACAUGGGCAUCAAGCAGGAGAAGCAGUCGGAGCAUGAUUAUCGCCUGCCGCUCUACCCUGGAGGUCUGGGCAAGAGCACGGAGCUGCUGGAGGUUACAGUGGGUAACAACCACAACCUGCUGGUGCACGACCCCAACAUGGCCAACCUGCCAAGUCAGUUAGAAAAGGAGGCCACUGGGAGGAAAGGUCGGAGGUCAAACAGUGACGGACAGGAGGGUAAACCGAGAAAAAAGAGGAGUGAGGCAAAGCAAUCAAUGAUGUUGGAUGCAGACGGAGGCAAUCUGUCUCCAGGAGCCAAGCCUCACAUCUGUGAACACUGCAGUGCAUCCUUCAGAAGCUCCUACCACCUUCGCAGACAUGUGCUAAUUCACACAGGUGAAAGACCCUUCAGAUGCACUCAGUGCAACAUGAGCUUCAUUCAGAAGUACCUUCUGCAGCGACAUGAGAAAAUCCACAGUGGAGAGAAGCCAUUCAGUUGUGACCAGUGUAACAUGCGAUUCAUUCAGAAGUACCACAUGGAGAGGCACAAGAGGACGCACAGCGGGGAAAAACCGUACAGAUGUGAGACCUGCCAACAGUAUUUUUCUAGGACAGAUCGACUUCUCAAGCACAAGCGAACCUGUGGAGAAGCCAUAAAGAAGGGGCUGGAUCCCGGGAUGAUGGACCUGGGUUGUGUAGACAUGGGACAAGGCAGCUAUGGAAUAACUCAGGGAAACGCUGGAAGUUCUGGUAGGAAGCGGGGAAAGUCAAAAAAUUCUGCAGACGGAGGGGAGCGCAAGAAGAAGAAGGGAGGUAUAGGAGAGGCGAGGGAGCCGCACAUGCAUGGAGCCAUAUCUGGAGGCUACAGCAUCCAUGAAUACUCUGUGGAGAAUCAGACUGUGUCUUCUUCUACUGAGGCAGGGCCGAGCAUGCAGCACGGCCACCACAGCCACCACGGCCGACCUCCAAAGAUGGCAUUCAAGAAGGCUGGUCGUAAGAGUCUGGAUAAAGGGGGUUUGGGGCAGGCCAAACCCGGGUCGUUGGAGCAGGGUGGAGGCAUGGAUGGCCUUGGCCUCCUGCAGGGUAAUGAGGCUAAAGUGGGCUCCACCAGCAGCAAUUAUGAUGACGCCAUGCAGUUUCUAAAGAAGAGACGCUACCUUCAGGCAGCAAACAAUGCGAACACCUCGGGGCCUGCGGUGGCUGGAGGGGCCGGCAGUGAGUACGACGUCAGUAUUCACCUGUCUUCCCAGCCCUCCGUCAUUCACGGGGGAGUUUCCUCUGUGAUGGACAACGAUGCUUCUCUUAGUCUCGAUAAGUCAGUGAUCCCUGACGAAGUGCUGCAGAGCCUCCUCGACCACUACACCCAGAAACCCGACGGCUCUCACCACGGUGUUCAUUUUGACAUCAGCGACCAGCAUGUGGAGUUGAACCCCCCCUCAGCCGACGGACCCGACCUCGGCCACAGCGCCGACGCCUCCAGCCCGUCGGGUGACAAGACUGUAAUGAUGCACGAAUACUCCCGCUUCCUGCUUCAGGCUUUGGAGCGCACAACCCACAGUGCCAGCUUUCCCCUGGGUCCCGGGCCUCCUCCCUCCGGGCCUUUCACCAGUUCCCACCCAGGAAACCCCCUCUUCGUCGACAAGAACAUCUACACUACAUCCCCGCUGGAGUGCGGGUUUGGCCAGUCGGUGGCCUCGCCUUCGCUGCCCACAUCUGUGCCAAAGUCUCACUUCGCAAUGCUGACGGGCUCCUCACCACAGCACAGCUUCCACCUGAGCAGCCUGGAGGCCUCAUCACACCAGCAGCUCACCCCCUCUCAGGAGCUCACCGAGCAGUUGGAGAAGCAGCACUCCUCCACUCCCCCCUCAUCCUUCCAGAUCAGCCCAUCUGAUCUGAGUGGCCAGAAAGACCAGCAACCAGUCAAGAACGGGGCGGUGGUGGUCUUUCCUCUGGCUCUGUCGCAAGAUCUGGGUACUUUGGACUCCUCCAAGCCUUCCUAUCAGAUAGAAAACUUUGCCCAAGCCUUUGGCUCCCAGUUUAAGUCUGACGGCCACGACUUGUCUUACGGCACUGACUCUAGUGGAGAGGUGGAUCACAGGAUACGAACGCCUGUGUCUGAAUUCUCAGGGUAUAGUAGUUUGUUAUCUGAUGUCAAUGAGCCAGUAAUUACAGGUUCCAAAACGCCAACAAGCCAAAGCUACAGAUGAGAUCCUGAGAGGAAGAGAAAACUUUUUUUUUUUUUUUUUUAAGUGCUCCUAUUUUAUUAUUAUUUUUUUAAGUGACAUGUAUAUUUUAAUUAUACCGAUGCUCUGUCUUUGUGCCCACUCCUCUCUCUGCAAUAAGCCUGCAAGGCAUCCUGCAAAUGCAAUUUUUUAAGAGUAUGUUAUUUUUAAGUUAAAUAUGUAUUUUACUGUUAAGUCUUGUCAGUGACAUUAGGUCAGAUCAUUAAUUAUAAAAUGAAAAUACAUUUUGAGUGACUGUAGACAAGCGCAGGAUAUAUUUCCUUUCCAUUACACUGAGGGGUUUGAGCAAUCCAACUUUAUAAGUUUAGAACAAUAUUAGGAAAAAAAAGACAAAAAAGAAAAACAUGGCAGGGAAAUGCCCAGAACUGAAAUGGCAAAAAGGAAAAAAAAAAAAAAGAAAAAGUUGUCUGUUACAGGUAUUACUCAGGAAAAGUGAGAAAGGAGGGGCUUAUAGGGGGCAGUGAGCACUCUUCAGAAGUGUAAGUUUGCGACUUCAAAGAGGAUUUUUCUUACAUUUUCUUAAUUGUUGAAUGAGUGUCACACAAGCAGACUGCUGCCAGCUCACUUGAACACUGAAAACACUUUCUACUUGGCUGUAUAGAGAUUAUGGUACUGUCAUGUCAAUGUGAAACCCAUGUUUUCUUCAGUAAGGGCCAUAUAUAUGAAUAUCUAUAUAUAUUUAUAAGAAUAUAUAUUAUGUAAAGUAUCAGUUUUAAUCACGGGGAUCUCCCAGAUGAAGUUGAAUGAAAACGAGAGCUGGUUCAGAAGUGAGGUGUUGAUUUAAUAUUUUUGGAGAACAGAAGUGAUGGUCGGGCUUUUCUUCAGCCAAUAGAGGUUGCUGUUGGACAGCAGUGGAAUGGCCUCUCCCUUUCUCCUGUUCUCAUCCUCCCAUUAUUUAUCUUUAUCAAAAAGAGUCAGAUUAGCACUUUGAGCCGCUUUCUUACCUUGUGUAAAAUACCUUGUCAGAUCAAGCUCAAACAUGGGGAAUGAACUGACUUUAUUUUUCACAGUUGCUGUUGGAGCAAAUGCAGAUGGAGCAUCUGGGGUGGAGCUGAUUGUGGGGUGGGAAUGCCUUUUGUGGGGGUGCAUGGCUUAUAUGGGAUAAAGGAAAGGGGAGGGUUGAUAUGUGAAAUGUUUUAUUUCUCCUCACUUUUAGGGAGGGAUUAGCUUGGGAGGGUGGGCUUUUUUAAAUACAAUGAUAUUUAAUCGGGAUAAUGUAAAUGUAAUUCAGACCCCUAGUUUUAGUUGCCUUGAUACCUGAAUUAGGAGCUUUGUUUUGUUGUUGAAUUUGAGGACAAAAUGCAUUAAUGAUCAAGCAUUUCUGCAGAUAUUUGUACACAUUGUCCUGUUAGAAACUCUGUGCCUAUUCCUCUGAAGAACAGGUGCAAGAUAUUGUCUAGUAAAUGUUAGAUGUGAUUUCUUGCUGAUUUUCAAAUGUCUUUUUUUUUCUUUUUUCUUUUGUAAAGACAACAAUUGCGCUGUCUUCCAUAGCAACAACUGGCCUUGAGUGCUGGAAAUGAUCUUUCUGCUGCUCUGAAUGAGUCUUUGAGCCCAUUUGUGCCCCGAUGACCCGUUAUAAGCAAUCAUUAAACAUGGUGAAUGCAAUGCUGUCAUAUCAAGAGUAAUAUGUCGCCAUGUUGAGGUGUUGGAUAAUAAUUAGCCUCACAUAUACCUCAUAUCACUGUAAACCAGGGACAAAGGUGUGAAGGUUUGUAUGAAGCAGGUAUGCUGUUUUAUGUAAGAUGUCAUGUUUCUGUACGACUAUAUUUAAACUUUUUGUACAUGACUCAAAGGUUUCUGUACAUGUCAUGCCAACCAGUGUUCAGUCUCUUUCCCAUCAUGUAUUAUUUCUUAUUGUUUACAAAUAAUGUAAAAAACACUACAUCUGAUUUCAUUCUUACCCUCUGUACAAAUUUGAUUUUUACCAUGUUAACCUGACCUUUUUUAAAAAAAAUAUUUUUUUAAAUCACCGCCAAAUUUUGUAGCUGAUGUUGAUUUCUUUUUCUUUUAUCUUCUUGUGACAUGUUUCACAGUCUGUCCAAUGAAUUGAAAAGUGACUGAAUGGGGACAAAACAAUAAAAACUGCUGUUACCAUGAA
Messenger RNA from Melanotaenia boesemani (Boeseman's rainbowfish), 7010 nucleotides. It is a transcript of the gene znf281a, whose product is annotated as zinc finger protein 281a. Gene Ontology annotation, cellular component: nucleus. NCBI's taxonomy places the organism in Eukaryota, Metazoa, Chordata, Actinopteri, Atheriniformes, Melanotaeniidae. The coding region runs from base 2438 to 4876 and encodes 812 amino acids. Gene Ontology annotation, biological process: regulation of transcription by RNA polymerase II. Gene Ontology annotation, molecular function: DNA-binding transcription factor activity, RNA polymerase II-specific; RNA polymerase II cis-regulatory region sequence-specific DNA binding. The record is from RefSeq and is a predicted model, not a curated record. The transcript has 6 exons.